Mytilus californianus (California mussel) is the source of this 1516-nucleotide messenger RNA. Its product is annotated as monocarboxylate transporter 12-like. Gene Ontology annotation, biological process: transmembrane transport; monocarboxylic acid transport. The record is from RefSeq and is a predicted model, not a curated record. NCBI's taxonomy places the organism in Eukaryota, Metazoa, Mollusca, Bivalvia, Mytilida, Mytilidae. Gene Ontology annotation, molecular function: monocarboxylic acid transmembrane transporter activity. The coding region runs from base 644 to 1408 and encodes 254 amino acids. The transcript is spliced from 3 exons.
AAUCCUGAAAUGAUAUGUAAUCCGUUUAAUUUUGUUAAAUGCUUUCUCUGUUUCUCUGAACGAUUGCAUUAUAUAAAUGUAUCGAUGUAGUAUUUUUAUUGUCGUUUUAUUGAAGAAAUGUGAGCACACAGUGUGACGCACGAAUGAACGAAUUCAUGACCUUGGAUAUAUAUAAUUAAUGCAUUUAAUUUGAUAGCAUGACGGAUAUGUUUUAAAUCAACAUACUUCAUCACAUUUCUAAUGUAUAUGUCAAUAUUUACGUGACGAGGUAAAAUAUUUAAAUCCGUAAAGUUUCAAGGACUAAUUCUAUGUGAAAAAUUCUCAAAAUGUUUCGAUAAUUAGAACAAUAUACGUGUGAGAUAUAACCUUAUGGAAUAUUGUAUUUAGUUUGAUAUAAAAACACACAAAUACGCUGGUAUGUGUGCGUGAAAACUAUUAGGAUGUGUGCGUGAAAACUAUUAGGAUGUGUGCGUGAAAACUAUUAGGAUGUGUAACGACUGUAAACCGAUAGGAUAUGAGCAUAUUUGGUUAUUAAAGAAGAAAUCAUGGAAGACUCGUACCCUAUUUCUCUAUAGAUAAAAUAUAGAUUUUAGAAAUGAUUUAAGAUUGGAUAGUGAAGUUUCUUCAAAUACACAUUUAAGCUAUGACAAAGCCAGACCGUGGCUGGGCAUGGGUAGUAGCUGCUUCCUCGUUUUUUGCACACUGUAUAAGUGGUUAUUUCCAAUGGGCUAGUGGUAUGGUACAUAUAGUGCUGUUGGAGACCUUCGAUGAUAGUUUGUUGAAAACGUCAUGGUUCAGUGCUUUGUUUUUGGCCUUAAUAUCAUUAGCAGGUCCAUUGACCGGUGUUUUAAUUAACAGAUUUAACUGUAGAAUAUCAAUGAUGGUAGGUUCUCUGAUACUUACCAUUGGUCUCGUUACAACAGCGCUUGUUCCCAAUAUUAACUGGACAUUUUUGACACUGGGACUUUUAUCGGGUACUGGUCUAGGCAUAUGCUAUAACUCUGGCCUAAUUGUUCUCGGAUUCAACUUUGAACGAAAGCGAAACAUAGCAUGUGGAUUCGCUAUAUCAGGAUCAGGUAUAGGCCCGUUUCUGCUAACUCCUAUUUUCCAGUUUAUUUAUGAGACCUACGGUAGAACAGGAUAUUUUAUCCUUCUUGGAGGUCUCUCUUUACAGUAUUGUGUAUGUGCUUCGACUUUCUGGGAAUCAGAAUUAGAAAAAAGAUCAAAAGAACGCACUCCUCUUCAAAAACAAAGACCUCAAAAUUCUUGUAGACCGUAUUUGUCCAUUAUGAAAAAUUUACCAAUGUCGUGCAUAUGCGCAUGUCUUUUUUUAGCGGAUAUAAGCGUUUUCCUUCUGUAUUUACAUUUUCCAAAAUACUGUUUGCAGACGAAUUCAACAAAAACAUAAAUAUCUCUAUUCAUGUCCUUGGCUGGUAUAUGGAGUGCUAUAGGCAAAUUACUUUUUGGCAUGGCGAACAACAGUCACGAUAUCGAUGAAACUAUUACGCUUUUCGGA